AUGUACACGGUGGAGCAGAUCAACGGUCUGCUGUGCUAUCUCCUGAGCACCUACCUGCGGAUAAACACGGCCCACUGCGAGUUCUACUCCAUCUGGCAGUCGCCGCUGACGAUGAGCGAGAUCCUGCUGAAGAACUUCCUGGCCGCCUAUGUCUUCACCUGCCAGGAGGUGUUCCCCUUCACCUUCUACUACUCGCUCGCCAUCAGUGUUCUCGGAGUGCUCCACAACCUCAUCGAGUUCAUCGACCUGUGCUCCGAGAAGAUGGGCAUACAUCUGGUGCGGAUGUGGCGGCCACGGAAAUUGGCCAUUUUCAGGGACAUUCAGUUGCGGCGCUUUCGAAUUGUGGGAAGUGUCUUCAUGUUCAAGGCGUGGUCGCUACUGUUAUACGCCUUGGUAUAUGUCAAGCCGCAGUUCAUUCGUCCCUGGCUGAUGAUCUCCGCGAUUGCCAUGUUCAUCGACGUGUUCUUCCUGGUGGUGGAUGUCCUGCUGCAUCGCAGGAUGUGCAGCCUGCGCUCCCUGCUGCCCUUUUCCUUUCCGCUGAUCAACAUGUUGUGUGUCCUCUGCGUGAAGACGUCCUUCGAGCGGAUAAUAAAGGAGUACGGUUCGCAGGAUCUUGCCUGGUGAUCUGAAAAAUUUCCUGUGCCUUUUAUAAAGCCUCCC
Messenger RNA from Drosophila takahashii, 660 nucleotides. RefSeq lists its product as uncharacterized. NCBI's taxonomy places the organism in Eukaryota, Metazoa, Arthropoda, Insecta, Diptera, Drosophilidae. The record is from RefSeq and is a predicted model, not a curated record.